UGUGACUCUGCAGCAGCAGCAGCGGCGGCUGCUCUCAGGGUGUUCCGCAGGGCAGUAAUAAUGUGAAAUACUGUAAAAUGUCUCUGCAGAGAGUCGGGGGGCUCGGCCGCUCGCUGUGGCAGGGCGGCAGCAGGACUCCGCCGCUGGCCCGGAGACACGGAGCCUUCUCCAGCCGGAGUGCAGCGCCCCGCUCCGCCUGCACUGCAGACCCGAGCUGCGGGGACGAAGCCUGCGGCAGCAGCUGCUGCCCUCCACCUGCCCUGCCUCCUCCUCCUACACACCCCGCCGCGGCCUCCAGACUCCAGCGUGCGGGGAAAGCGCGCUCUGAGGAGGCGCUGAACGUGUCCGGGCGCUCCUUCUCCUCCACAGCGCUGAAGGUGGAGCAGAAGUCCUACCUGUGGGCUCGGUACAGUGAGAUGAAGCGGCUGGUGCACGACCUGAUUCCUCCUGGAGUGUGUAACCUGCUUAAUUCCUCCACCAUUUAUGCCAAUAACGAGGUCAGUCUUUCAGAGGUGGACAUCUAUGGCUUUGACUAUGACUAUACACUCGCCCUGUACUCCAACGCUCUGGAUGCCAUGAUCUACACCACAGCCCGAGACUUCCUCAUCGAACACUUUAAGUACCCACAAGGCAUCAAAAAGUACGACUACAUCCCUAACUUUGCUGCACGGGGCCUUCACUACGACAUCCAAAAGGGACUUCUGAUGAAGAUCGAUGCCUUCCACUACAUUCAGCUGGGGACAGUGUACAGGGGUUUGAAUGCAGUGCCAGAUGAGGAGGUGCUAAAGCUGUAUGAGGGAACUCACCACGUGCCCCUGAACCAAGUCAGCGGCUUCUAUGGAAAGGGUCCAAAUGUUAAACAGUUCAUGGACGUCUUCUCUCUUCCUGAGAUGACCCUUCUGGCUGUUGCAAACGACUACUUCAUCUCUAAUGACAUCGAGUACGAGCCUGUGCACCUGUACAGAGACGUCUCGGAAGCGAUUGGCAUGGUGCACAUUAAAGGCUACAUGUACAAGUGGAUUAUGGAAGAUCUGGAAAAAUACAUUCUCAGAGGAGAGGAGACAUAUGCAGUGCUUCACCGGCUGGUUAGUCAUGGGAAGAAGCUGUUCCUCAUCACAAACAGCCCUUUCAGCUUUGUUGAUAAGGGGAUGAGAUACAUGGUCGGAAAUGACUGGAGAGAUUUCUUUGAUGUCGUCAUCGUUCAAGCAGACAAGCCCCAUUUUUUCAAUGAUGCCAAACCAUUCAGGCGCCUGGACAGCCAAGGGGACCUCCAGUGGGAUAAGAUCAAUAAUUUAGAAAAGGGUCAAGUCUACAAACAGGGAAAUCUCUUUGAUUUCCUCCGACUAACAGGCUGGAGAGGGUCCAAGGUGCUGUACUUUGGAGACCACCUCUACAGUGACCUGGCGGACCUGAUGCUGCGUCACGGCUGGCGUACAGGGGCCAUCGUUCCUGAACUGGAGCUGGAGACGAAGGUGGUGAACACAGAGCAAUAUGCUCAGAGUCUCACCUGGCUACAGGCCCUCACUGGACUGCUGGAGCGCAUGCAGAUGUAUAGAGAUCCCGGCUCCAGAGAGGUUCUGCAGGAGUGGUUGAAAGAGCGAGAAGAACUACGCGCCAGAACCAAGAACCUCUUCAACCCACAGUUCGGCAGCAUCUUCCGCACGUGCCACAAUCCCACCUACUUCUCCCGGCGCCUCUGCCGCUUCUCCGACCUCUACAUGGCUUCUAUCAGCUGCCUGCUGAACUAUGACCUUUCCUACACCUUCUACCCACGCCGCACGCCCCUGCAGCACGAAGCCCCACUCUGGAUGGACCAGCUCUGCACUGGCUGCAUGAAGACCCCCUUCCUGGAGGAGAUGGCACACAUUCGCUAAUAGUUUUUUUUUAGGAGAUAUACAGUUAGACCCAUAAACAUUUGGACAGUGACACAGUUUUAUGAUUUGGGCUGUGCAUGCCAGCACACUGGAAAUUAAACGAAACAAAGUUAAUGUAACUAAAAUGUAGACGUUUAGGUUUACAUAAAAGGGUUAAAUAAAAAUAUCCUUUAAAGCAUUUAGGAAUUACAUCCAUUUUUCACAAAGCAUUCUCAUUUCAGGAGUUUUAAAGUAAUUGGACAAAUUAUCUAAAAAGCUGUUUUACAGACUGCAUGACCCAGCUGUUUUAUAGGCUGCAUGAGCUAUUUCCUCCUCAAUCCAUCAUCAGUUAGGCAGGUAAAAGGUCUGGAUAUGAUUCCAGUUGUGACAUUUGCAUUUGGAAGUGAAACAGACCAUCAUUAGACUGAAAAAAAUAAGAAAUUCAUUAGAAAGGUGCAUUUUUGUGAAAAUAAAGAGUGCAGUGGUGAACUAAGGAACUCAAAAAACCCUGGUCCUCCAAAGAAGACAACAGUGGGGGAUGUUUACAGAAUCCUUUCCAUGGUGAAGAAAAAAAACCUUCACAACAUCCACCCAAGUAAAGAACACUCUGCAGGAUGUAGGUGUAUCUUUCAUAAAGAGAAGAUUCAUGAGAGUUAAUACAAAAGGUUCACCACAAGGUGCAAAUCAUUAAUAGAAAGGGCAGAUUAGACUUUAUCAAAAAACAUCUAAAGAAGCCAGCCCAGUUCUGGAACAGCUUUCUUUGGACAUAAGAUCAUUCUUUGGAAACUAAGAUCAAUCUGUACCAGAAUGAUGGAAAGGAAAAAGUAUGCAGCAGGUUUGGAAAAGUUGGAUACACAGCUAACCACAUCCUCUGUUAAACAUGGUGGUGGUAUAGGCGUGCAUAGCUUCCAUUGUCACUGAGUCACUGUUGUAUAUUAAGGAUGUGACAGAAGCAGAAAGAUAAAUUCUGAAGUGUACAGGGAUUUACUCUCUGCUCAGAUCCAACCAAAUGCAGUAAGGCUGAUUGGAUGAUGCUUCACAGUACAGAUGGACAAUGAUACAAAUCAUACUGCAAAAGCAACCCAGGAGUUUUUAAAGGCACUGAACUGGAAUAUUCUGCAAUGGUCAUGUCAAUGACCAGAUCUGAACCCGAUUGAGCAGCAUUUCAUUCACUUAAGACAAAACUAAAGGCGGAAAAAACCCACAAACCAGCAAUACCCGAACAAGCUGCCCAGAGUUUGGUAAUAUCCUUGAGUUCCAGACUUCAGGCAGUCAUCGUCUGCAAAGGAUUCUCAACAUUAAAUUAUUAAUAAUGAACAUUUAAUUUAUGGUAAAGUUCAUUUGUCCAAUUACUUCUGAGCCCCUAAAAUGAGGAGGCUUUGUAGAUAUAUGAUUGCAGUUCCUGAACACUUCAUAUGAUAUUUUUUUUCAGCCCCUUGAAUUAAACCUGAAAGUCUACACUGCAACUUUAUCUCAAGCUUUCAUUUCAAAUCCGGUGUGAUUGUUUGCAGAGUCCAAAUCAUGAAGAUAGUGUCACUGUCCAAAUAUUUAUGGGCCUAACUGUAUAUAUAGCCUACUAGGCUUUUAGACACUUUAUGGGACUCCUUGGUAUGUUGUUGGACUUGAGGAAAUGUUUGUUCAUUUUAAUUUGGAUGUAAAAGUUAUGUGAUAGACUGGUGUCCAGUCAUCCUGUAGGUUGUUUUGCACAUUGUUAAAGCUCAAAAAACGUCUAGGGACUACUAACAUAUUUUUCGCACUAUAAGGCACACUUAAAAUCCUUUAAUUUUUCCAAAUAUCUUUAGUGCGCCUUAUAAUCCGGUGCACCUUAUGUAUGAAUUUUACCAGUCAGGUUGUAAGGAGAAGUAAAUCCACUCUGCUGAAGUACAGCGUUAUACAGGAGUUUCAGUUUAGUUCUCCAGCAGUAUCAUUAGCUGUUACCCGAGCCAAGCAUUAGCUUAUAGGGCAAAAAAUAUGGUAAGUUAACCAUACUGUAGCUCAAGUAUCUACUACAGUAUUUCUACCAGUAGAGACUAUGACUGUUAGAGCUAGCCCUUAGCUUCUUGCCAUAAAUAUCAAAAUUUGGUAAAAAAAUAAAUAAAAUAAAAAUAGUUAAUGCAGCAAGGAACACUUUCCUAUCAUAAAUAGUUACAAUGAGUCACUAUUUUUACAUAAAGCAUUAACAUCUAGAGCUAGGGGGAAAAAGCUUGUGAAAAUAUUGGCACUGAGUCUAACAGUAGGAAGAGAUCUGGACUUGUGAUGCACUGCAAUGAAAAAUUAAGCAUUUUGCUGAACACUGAACAUUGUUUUUUUUUGCUGGUUGUCAACUGCUUUUUUGUUUGCAUAAAUGAAAUUGGCAAGAGAUAUUUUUCUGCCAUUUUUGGAUAAAUUAUUUCUGUUUCUGAAUAUUUAGUGAAUCUUUACCCUGAACCUGAGCUGCUGUCACUAUUUUCCAUUUUUAACAUCUUACCAAAAUUCUCUCGACCUCCAAAAAGUGAUUUUUUUUAUAACCAUGUGCCCCACCUAUUGGGAAUCUAAUCAUGUGAUCACUAAUUCCUCUGUCUAUAUUUAGUUGGUAGGUAAACUGACCUGUAUCUCCUGAUGACCUAACCAAUGAUGGAGCGCUUCUGUGGCUUUAUGUUAAAAAAAGCAAUUAUGUUUUUUGCAAAAUUUCAUCAAAAGUUUGAGUUUUUGUCUUCUGUCUCUAAGCAAAACUUAACCAUAAAACAGGAGCAUUACUCAAAUGCUUGCCCAUACGUUUAAAAUCAAACAUGAUUAUUCUAUUAAAUAAAAAUUAAAUAGAAUUUUAAAACAUUUAAGUCUUUACAAUUCUUCUUAUAGUCUUCUUUUGUACACUGUUGUUAUAUUUUAGCUUCAUGGCUUAGUGAAGUACAGUAUGAAUAAUCAACCACCAGCCACAGUUAUGUAAAUGAAUAGGUCUAAAUAGAUGUUACCAAAGUUGUGCACUAAUUAUUCUUGCACUUAAAAAAAAGGUAUUGGUUUUAGAUAUUAGUGGUGAUGUCUCUUGUUUUGUAAGCUGUUGAGUGUAUGUUUUAGUGUAAUGCUGUCACGCACAAGAUAAUAGUUGCACUUAUGGUGCCGAAGGUACGCAUAGUGAGUUUGUGAAUUAAAUAAAGAUGAUCAAGACUCAGAUUGCUUAAAUUGUAUAAAACUUGUUGGACUGUAUUUGACAUUAAUUAACAUAAUUGUCAGUACAACUAUAGAAUCAGUUCACUUUGUUUUCUGUUUUUAGAUGGUUAUCUUUUUAUUGUUACUUUUUUUAACAACAGACUGAUUUUGUUCCACUGAUGCCAACUACUACAGACCUCACAAACAGUAGUGAAUACAAUGGUUACUUUGCUGCAAUCAAUGAUAGAUGCAACCAAUAUAAUGUAUGUAAUUUACAAAUGUACUAAUUUUAAUAAAAUAAAAUAUAAAUAUUUAAA
Astyanax mexicanus (Mexican tetra) is the source of this 5296-nucleotide messenger RNA. RefSeq names its product 5'-nucleotidase domain-containing protein 2. Gene Ontology annotation, molecular function: 5'-nucleotidase activity. Bases 78 to 1874 code for a protein of 598 amino acids. The transcript is spliced from 14 exons. The record is from RefSeq and is a predicted model, not a curated record. NCBI's taxonomy places the organism in Eukaryota, Metazoa, Chordata, Actinopteri, Characiformes, Acestrorhamphidae.